This is a messenger RNA of Labeo rohita (rohu), 1430 nucleotides long. RefSeq names its product alcohol dehydrogenase class-3-like. Gene Ontology annotation, molecular function: zinc ion binding; S-(hydroxymethyl)glutathione dehydrogenase [NAD(P)+] activity. Gene Ontology annotation, cellular component: cytosol. NCBI's taxonomy places the organism in Eukaryota, Metazoa, Chordata, Actinopteri, Cypriniformes, Cyprinidae. Gene Ontology annotation, biological process: formaldehyde catabolic process. The record is from RefSeq and is a predicted model, not a curated record. The transcript is spliced from 10 exons. Bases 184 to 1317 code for a protein of 377 amino acids.
GCCAGCAUCCCAAAAACUGAAACCCAGAAAAGAAAUACCAACAACACUGCUCCCAUAAACCCCGAUAUAAACACUAAUCAUUGACAUUUUAACCGCUAUGAAUGUUCUGUCUCUGCAUAUGUGUGUAUAGCAGACGAAAGAGCACAGAGGAAAAAUUCACUGUAUCAAAAGUGUGUCGUUGCCAUGGAAACGGAGGGUAAGGUGAUCAAGUGCAAGGCAGCAGUGGCCUGGGAACCAGGAAAACCACUCUCUAUUGAGGAGGUGGAGGUUGCCCCUCCUAAACCACAUGAAGUACGAAUUAAGAUAGUAGCGUCUGGAGUAUGCCACUCAGAUUGGGCUUACCUUUAUGAUGUUGCUAAAAUGAAGCCACAGUCUUUUCCUUUGAUCCUGGGGCAUGAAGGAGCUGGAAUUGUGGAGAGUGUUGGUCCAGGUGUCAGAAAGGUGUCUAAAGGAGAUAAAGUCAUUCCUUUGUUCCUGCCACAGUGUGGACAAUGUGAACGCUGCCUGAGUCCAAAGACAAACCUCUGUACAAAAAACUGGGAGAAAACUCAACAGGGUGUUCUUGCAGAUGGCACCAGCAGGAUCACCUGCAAAAACCAGCAGAUUUACCAGUUUAUUGGUAUCAGCACCUUCUCUGAAUAUACUGUUGUGCCAGAGGACAAUGUCACCAAGAUUCACCCAGACGCUCCACUGGACAAAGUCUGUCUGUUGGGCUGUGGAGUGUCUACAGGAUAUGGAGCAGCAGUGAACACAGCCAAAGUAGAAUCUGGCUCUACAUGUGCGGUGUUUGGUUUGGGAGCUGUUGGACUAGCAGCUGUCAUGGGAUGCAAGGCUGCCGGUGCCACCAGGAUCAUCGCCACUGACAUCAACCCAGACAAGUUUGAGAUCGCCAGGACUUUUGGAGCAACUGAGUUUGUGAACCCUAGAGACCAGAGUAAACCCAUUCAGGAGGUGCUGAGGGAGCUGAGUAAUGGUGGCGUUGACUUCUCUAUUGAGUGUGUGGGGAAUGUGGGAGUUAUGAGGGCUGCCGUGGAAGCAUGCAGUCCUGCAGGGGGGAUCUGUGUGAUUGUGGGUUGGAUUGAGGUGGAAGAACUUUCUCUAGCUCCCCUGGAUAUCCUAUUAGGAAGAACUUUAAAAGGCACUUAUUUUGGAGGUUGGAAGAGUGUUGAGGCGGUGCCCAGACUUGUUCAAGACUAUAUGAACGGGAAGCUUCUGCUUGAUGAGUUUGUGACACACAGACUGACUCUAGAUCAGGUUAAUCAGGCCUUUGAUCACAUGAUCACCGGAAAAAGUAUUCGGACAGUGAUUGAGAUGUAACAUGGAGAUUAUUCCCAAUAUCCUUCAGACAUCUCAAGUACUUGGUGGGUUCCUCCUCUGCCUCUCUAAAGGCCAUGCACUAUCCAACUGAACGGCAUAAUCAGUGUCAUACG